GGCAACCAUGCAUGGAUGGCGGGCAAGGGGAACAUCCUGCACGACUCGCAGGAGCCGGAGGAGCGUCCGGUGGGCUGGAAGGCCGAUUUGCUGGCCAAGGUGCUGGCCGCCGUCUCGGCCGUCAGCUUCUCGGUCUUCGUGUUGGCCCUGAUGGCCGUCACCGAUCCGCUGACCGCCUCCGUUCUCGGCCGCUUCCGCGCGUCCACCUGCGUGCUAGUGCAGUCGGACGUCCACCGUGGCGCCACUCUCUGCCGCGGAUGGAGCUCCUGCAAGAAUCUGUGCGCCGAUCCGCCCGUCCUCUACAACUGCUUCCACCUCGUCGUCCGAGUCUUUCCCCAAAACGACACUACUCUGCCCGUCACCGAACAGCCCAACCGCACCCUCGACCUGAUUGACGUCGAGACCCUGGACCCUGACAUCAACCCCCAGAUGUCGGCCAGGCUCCAGCUUUUCCCGCCAAGCCUCGAGAUCUUCGGCUACAAGAUCUACGGCGCCGACAACACGUCCGCUCAAGAAGAAGAGCAGGAGGAGGGGUUCGCAGUGCGUUUUUUCGUGAACGCGGCCGGUUGCGGCUACGGACUGAACUGCUCGUCGUUCCAGCAGCGCUUCGCUUCGGUUGGCUCGAGUUUUCCGUGUCUGUACAGCCGGCUGCUGAACCGCACGAUGCCGAUGGACGAGAUGGUGUCGGAGGAGGACGUGUGGGUGGCGUCCAUGGUGGCGCCUGCCGUGCCGGCCGUCGUCUCGAUGGCGUCGCUGGCCUACCUCUGCAUCAGGGGCCACUGCGACCUGCCGCGGCUGGUGCCCAGGAACGUGCUCAUCCGCAUGAUCAAGCGGCGGCGGACGCGAAUCCGCAAACAGAUCCGCCUCAUGCAGAAGCGCGGCAGCAUCCGCAGUAAUUUCAGCCUGAAAAGCAGCGCGGCGCCGGACACGCCGCAGAGCCUCGAGUGGAAAAAACGGCCGCCGCCCAGCCUCGCUGUCCACCUCGCGGACGACAAACCUCCUGAGCAGGACCUCGUCGUCCAAGUGGUCUAGACACUCCUCUUACACAGACUGUCACUGUGCUUUUUUCUACAGUGCUCGCAUUUUAAUUAAAUCGUAUUUCUAAAUUAUUUUUACUGAAGUUGAAAUUUUAAGAUUGUCUUUGACGAAGUUUCUGAGCACACCAAUCGAUUCUUGAUGGUUGAAUUAGGGGAAGUGGAACUUUUUUCGACCAAAAAGUGCAGCGCGACGUGCGUAGCCCAAGUAGAACUUUUUUACCGCCAAAAUAAUAUGUAUGAACCUAUAUGCGAGAGCUGCGCAUGCGUCAGAGCUGGCUGGAUCUGACCAAGAAGUCAUUCGUACAGGCGGUCUCUCUGCAAGUAACCAGCUCUGACGCGUGCGCAGUUCUCGUAUAAACGUUCACAUUGUUUUGGCGGGAAAAAAGGUUCGCACGUCGCGCUGCACUUUUUGAUCUGAAAAAUAUCCACUUUACCUAAUUCGACCCUCAAGAAUCGAUUGGUGUGCUCAGAAACUUCGUAAAAGAUGGUCUCGAAGGAAUUUUGAGAAUAGAACAGUAGUAAAAAUUUAAGAUUUUAAAUAAAAAUAGAUUGAUUCAGGGAUUAGCCACGGUAAACAUUAAAAUUUUCUGUUCUCCUUGCAAAAAAUUUUAGAAUUUCAAAACCAAUAUUACUCUAAGAAUUAUAAAUACUCAUCCUGCAUCCUAAUAAUCAAUCUCCAUUUGCUAAAAGAAAUAAUAAACAUAAUACAUUAUCGAAUUGAGCAAACAGAGCAGACAUAAAUAAUUCUAUAAAAUGUUUGUUAACUGUAAUAACUUUUAGACCAGAGAGUGAUGAUGAACUGAACUGAUAAAAAGCACAUAACGGUCUAAAGCCAGUCAUAUAAUUUUUCCCAAGAUUGCACAACAACAGUAUAGCCUCAUUUUAACCCUUAAACAUUGUAAUAACCAGAUGAGCCUUACAAACUUGUACGCUUGAUAAUCAUUGAACCAUUCUAUAAAUCGUAAAACAUAAAAAUUUUAGGAUUGUCUUUUAAAAAUAUAAAACGCCCUAGUUUAACGCUUGGAAGGCAUGAAAAAGGACCAAUUCUUCGCUAAAAUUUAUAUUUUUAUUUAUCACUGCACAAAACACUUUGAUAAUGAGCUGCAUUUCACAAAAUUAAAUUUAGUUAUGUAAAUCUAUGCAGUCUUUUAGCGAGUGAGCCGCCCAUUACUUAAUUACCAUGUUUAUGAUCCUAUCUCUCGUGUCUUGUGCGCAAACUUCGCGUGCAUUUUACUCGAUUUGAAGGUUCAUUAGCACGCGCAAGAGACAGUUCAUGAUAAUUAUCUGAAAUAUUUAGUAAUAUAAAAUGCAAUAUACCAACUCCUCUGCUAACGAGUUUUGUGAAUUUUUAAAGUGCCUCAUCUUGAUAUGAAAGUACACAAAUCCAUAAUUCUGGUGGAAACUGUUAUACGAUUUGAACAUGAAUGUAUAAAAUAAAAAUCUAUCAUGUUUGUAAUCAUGACGAAAUUUUACGUUUCGAUGCAAUGAACAAAAUAGCAACGUGAUUUCAUGUGUAAGAUUAUAAAUAUUGUUUUGAUUAUUUUUGUCCAAGUUAAUUGUUGAUGAAUUAAUAAAUUUUAUUUUAAACCCCUA
Cloeon dipterum is the source of this 2630-nucleotide messenger RNA. RefSeq lists its product as uncharacterized. Bases 16 to 1032 code for a protein of 338 amino acids. Gene Ontology annotation, biological process: regulation of sodium ion transport. Gene Ontology annotation, molecular function: sodium channel regulator activity. Gene Ontology annotation, cellular component: plasma membrane. The transcript is spliced from 2 exons. Lineage: Eukaryota; Metazoa; Arthropoda; Insecta; Ephemeroptera; Baetidae. The record is from RefSeq and is a predicted model, not a curated record.